AGAACCUCCCCUCCCGGGCACGAGCCACGAGCACAUGGUCCACGUCGAUCGCGACGACCAUGAUCACGAAUCAAGCCGCGCCGAUCAUCGGCCUCGUCUUUGUCGUCUUGGUGGCCACUUUCGAUCGCGGUGAAGCGAUAAUAUGUUAUCAAUGCAACAGCGAGUACGAUCCCAGAUGUGGCGACCCAUUCGAUUCGUACAGUUUGGGGACUGUGAACUGCAGCUUUCAGCCUCGUCUGGAGCACCUCAGCUACUUAGAGCCUACGCUUUGCCGAAAAAUCAGUCAAAAAGUAUACGGGAAGGACAGGGUCGUCCGCAGUUGCGGCUACAUCACGGACGAGAAGGACAACGGCGAGUGCCUUAAGAGGAGCGGCACCCACGACGUGCGCGCUGUUUACUGUUCGUGCACCAGUGAUCUGUGCAACUCCGUCGAGAGUUCUCUCCGUACGCCGUCCCUACUGCCACUGGCAUCCCUCCUGACUGCCGUACUGGCGAUACCGAGCCUGCUUCUGUCGUGCCCGACCGCGCAGCCUCGCACCUCCCUCUCGACAGCCUAAUUCUGCCUAAAUCUCGCACCCUCCGAGACACCGUGAGAAUCCACCCUGGAGAAGACACUUAUUCUCUCUGAUCCGUCGUUGCGCCGCACACGUUCGUCUCGUUAUAAUCAAGUUGAGUCGUUAUAGUCAAUUUCUCGGCGAAUUACAGUUUCCCCGAUCGCGAGGAGGUCGCGAGAAGAUCGCGAAAAGAUGGACGCUGUAUCGUUCGGCCUAAUUGAAUCACGUCAGACGAUCUAAUGUAUUAGGAAAUGUGUCUCUUCUCGUUGUAUCAACAAAUAAUUUGAUUUGAAAUGUACGGAACAAAACUAUUUAGUUAGACAAAUAUUUCUUUAUUUGCAUGCAUUUAACACAAUGAAAAGGUCUGGUAUCUCCGGCAAAAGCUGUUUUUGGUCAAGGCACUUUUAACAGACCAAUCAAAUAUUUUGUUUUGUAACAAAAAAUUUAAUCGCUUCUGCGAAAUGCAUGUAAAUAAAAAAUACUGGUUUGAUCUAAAUGUUUUUUUUUAUAUUAACUGAGUAGUUUUUGUUUGGUACAUUUUAAUGAAAUUAUUUGUUGUCACACACCACGAAACAUUUUUCCUAAUGCGAUCGAGUAAAACAACGGAAGAUCAUAAUAACAGACGUUGAAAUGACGUUAAGAUGAGUCGCGAUUGAUCGAAAAACUCUUAACAAUUAUUUAGGAAUCAUUUUGACGUCACAUUCUGAUGUCAUGACUUUUUGUUCCGCUUGAGUCUUCACACGCCGCCAACGAAGAAAAAAACUUCGCACUCCCCAGGCUAUCGAAUUUGUUCCCCUCUCGUUCCCCGGAAGGCCCCGAGUUGUACAACGAAAAGAAUCCGACGCUCUCCCCGUAUUUUCUUCAGGAAUCGAUAACAUCGUAUAUCGCCCUUAUAAAAAUACCGAGCAGUAUUAAAUUGGCCAGUAAUUAAUACUUAUUUUAAGUAUUAGAAGCACUGCUGUUGGUUUUAAUACUCAAAAUAAGUGAUAAUUACUGGCCAACUUAAUACUGUCCAGUAUUAUAUUUUUACAAGGGCAGGUUUCUCGACACCCCCCCCCCCUCCCCUCCGAGUUUCUCGCGUUAUCUCUCUUGUAAUCCACGAGGGCCUUGACGACAAUGGACGAGGGACACACGCUCCGUGAUUCUCUCGCAGACGAACUUCGAGAUUUCGAUCGCUAAUGAGGAGAUUUUAGAUUUUGCUCGACCCCGACGGCACCUUUGGCUGACGAACGGUCCGUAAACCUGUGUAGUAGCCAGAUAUUAAAUAAUUAACGUAGCGUAACAGUGAUAACUGCCAGGGAACUGCGCGAGGACGACACUUCAGUAGUAUACAUAUCUCCGCGAGGAAGAAGAAAAAAAAAAUCAGGAGAAAAAGAUAACGCGACCUCUGCGUGAGGAAAGAUUUUUAAAAAAUUGGAGAUCGAUCAAUCUCUCACGUUGCGCCGAUAUCGCGCUCGUCGCGCGAUUUCCACUCGGAUCUAAUCGGCUGUUCAUAGAUAAAGAAAUUGUGGAUAUUUUUGCAUAGGCAGAUUAAGGGGAAUCGAUUGAGGAUGUCUUCUGCGAUCUAAUUUUUUUUCCACAAUUGUUCUAAACGUUUCAAAUUGUUUCUAGUGCACAUUUGUAAAAAAAAAUCACGUAUUUUUUUCGAUAUAUCGAGCUUUUGAAUCUACGAAGUUUCGUAGCUACAAGAAGAUCGAAGUAACCGUGGAGAGUUUCUGCAGAACUCGUUCCCAUCGAUUCCUGUCAAUUCGCCUACUUUUGUACAGGAACGAGCCGAUGUCGCGCGUGAUGUCGGGGGUCAUGAAAAGAAAAAACGGGCGCAGCGGGAGAGAGGGCAGAUAUCAUACGAGAAUUAGCGAAACAUAAAAAAAAAAAGAGUUGCACAGUAACGUAAAUACAAAGUAGCGGCAUCGCGAUAACACAUUUCGCACCACCGCCUGCUACCGCUGAGAAUACACAUUUACGUCUGUGCGAUGGGUGUGCCUGUGUAUAUGCACGCGAAGUAAAAAAAAAGAAGUAUAUAAAUAUAUAUUUUGCCGUUGGGAGUAAAGCCGAAAUGGAAUUGCACGCGAGAUCGACGGGCAUAUAUGCUUAUUUCUAGAGGUGCAAUGACACAUUUACAGCAUUUUGCGAAACGAAACGGGAUACAACGCAACGGGACGCAUACACGCGUCCACGUUGCGUCCAUUCAGCCUACUUCGGUGUUAUUUAUCACGCAUCAAUAAUUCAUUGGCGAUAUAAUUAUGUAACGUAAUUUUUUCUGAAAGGAUGUAAAAAACUCGAAAGUUUGAUUAAAUUUUAUCGAUUUAUAAUGUAUAACUACAAUUUAAUGUCAUCACAGUAAUAAAGUGUAAAUUGCAUAAUGCCAUUAGAUAUAGUAAUUAUAAUUUACAUGAAUAACAAAAUUAACGAUUAUAUUUAUAUAUUGAAUUUGUUAAGAAACAGAGAAAUUAUAAAAAUAUUUUUAUAAUAUCAACAAUUCGUUGAGAGAUUAUGUGAUCGUUUUAGCUUUGGAAAAUCACUUAUCUAAAGAUGUUUUUCACUUUGUCGCGCUAAUUUUUUAGAGAAAAGUGAAUGUUAUCAAAAGUUACUGUCUGUUCUUUACUUAUUGCUGUAUAAAGAUUAAAUUUCCUAUUUUUUAAAUAAAAAUAUGGAUAAUAAUUUGUCAAUAAUAAAUAAAGAACGGAAAAUAAUUUUUGCCAGAAACAAGAGAAUUCCUUUGAAACUUUAAAUUCACUUGAUAUCUCUGUUAAAUUGCUCAUUUUACUUGCUUUGAUAUCAAGUUUUCCGAUUAAAUUAAACUGAGGUAAUCUGAAUGGAUACGACAUACCGCCUCUUUAAUUCUAUCGAUUCUAUGUGAAACAAACGGUGUAAAGAAUGGGAUAGAUAUAACAUAUCGACGAUAUGCCUAAAGAAAGAGAAACCUCGCAUUUAACUGUGGCGACAGUUGAAGAUCAGCGUCUACAAUUAUUCCGUGUUUCGCAAAAACCUUGCAAUAAGUGCAGUUUAAGCCUGAGUCACCUGAGCGUACAAGAACCGCCGUUUGUAUGCGUGUGAAUGUUUAGUGUAUGUUUGCAAUAUGUCUGCAAUAACGUUGCAAUUGAGCGUAAGUUGGCCAGUAACGCUAAACUCGAUAGCUUAAUUAGGAUCGGUUGUUGCACCUUCGAGUAAAGCGUUCGAUAAUUUAUCAACAAAAAGUUGAGUCUCCUCUAUCUUGUUUUAGAAAUAUUAUGCAUGUUGGCCGCAAUAUAGAUAAAAAGAGAUCAGAUUAGUUGACCGAAUGUCGGAAAAACCUUAAUAAAUUUAUUGUUGCUCCUUUGCCCACGGAUAAUAGACGGAGGAGGUGGUUGUUCAGGAAAAAGUCUUCGGUAAAUACAGGAUGUUCGGCAAUGAGCGCAUUAUAAUAAACAGCAGUCCCAAACGAACUGAAACUUUUUUCUUGCCGAAUUUUAAGUUUUUAUGUUCUUUCACGAUUCUAGAAACUUAUAUUAAAGUAUAUUUCGCUAUAUUUCAGGAUAGCAAUCAUGUAAUCUUUUUUUUUCUAUAUGUCAAAAAUGCGAAAAGUGAAAAUUUUUACUUUUGAAAUUAAUAAAAUAUCUUUUUUAUAUGUAAAUUCUGAAACAUUCCAAGAUUUUUCAUUCUAUAAGUUCUCGAAGAAAACUUAUGAAAUUUAAAGUAUAUUUUUUUAGAAAUCUUUACAAGCUUAACAUAUAAAAAAAAUUUCCAAAAUAUAUUGAGAUUUUUAUGAGCUUUUUUUUAAACUAAUUUAUUGAAAUCCAUUUCUUUUCACGAUUCAAACAUUUGUUCUUUAAAAGGACAGAAUAUUUUACACUAUUUUACAACAACUGCUAUAUAUAUCGUCUAAAAAAAUUAUAAUAAUCGAACAUCCUCUAUAAUACUGAUGCUAAUAAUAAUAAUAAUAAUAAUAAUAAUAAUAGUAAUAAUAAUAAUAAUAAUAAUAAUAAUGAUAGUGUCCGUUACAAAUUUUGUCGACACAAAAGGCUACAGAUUUGAUACAGCAUCUGAUACAUAUAAUGCUUUUACAGAAUGCCAAAGUAUAGCAAUAUUUGUCAUUGAAAUAUAAUAGCAAAUUGACGACUAAAAUCAAACAGAUGUUGACAUACUUCUCAUACGCUCGAUUUAAUUUAUUUUUAACCUAGAUUUAAAUUUACCUUUGUUCUUUUUCUAAGAAUUGUAAAGAAAUAAAAAUUAAGUCAAACUGAAUUUAAAGUUAAACUACAUUAGUGCGAAUAGGUACAGAAAUUUAACUAGUGGAAUUUUAAAUUAAUGUAAGGGCUAUUGCAGUUUGAUACAGAUUGGUGAUAGUAUCAGAGCAGAAUCUGCGUUUGAGAAAUCCCACUUGGUUUUCCUCGUCAAUCUGCUGUUAAGUUGUGUCAGCAGACUUAAUUAGUAAAGUACAAACACAGAUAAUCCUAGUAAUUUGCUAGCAAUUUCUGAUCGAAUUUGCUACCAAUAUGCUACCAUACGGCGGACAGUUUACUUACCUGGAUUAUUAUUAUUAUUAUUAUUAUUUACCAUCACUACUAUUACUGUUAUUAUUAUUAUGAUAUUGUUAGUACGUACAUUACCGAUCCAUUGUUACAAUAUCGUUAAUAAUUAUUAUUAGAGUGCAAAUGUGGCAACAACCGUAACGAAGAUAAUGCUAUCGAUAAGAUUAGAGACGAGGAGAAAUAAAGUAUGGAAAAAGGGAGAAAUCAACAUGCAAUAAAUACAGGGAUGAAACAAACGAUUUCAAUUUUGGCAUUGUCACAUUAUAAAUAUUAAUUAAUAUCUGUAAAUUGUGUCUUUUCAGUGUCGAUUCUGCGAUAUAAUUAACAUAAAAAUCACGUGAUCUUAUAAUUUGCAAUCAUUAAAUUCGACACCAAAGGGAUUGUUCUGUGCUCAUGACUCUUCUUCUUUCCUAUUAUAGAAUAAUUAGGGCAAGAUAAAUUUUUUGUUAUCAGAUUUGCAUGAAAAUCAGUCAAUAUGAUAUAUGAUAUGAUGAUCCAGAAAAACUAUAUCGAAUCUAUAUCUGAAGAUUUGAUCGUAUCUUUUCAUUGAAAAGAAUUUUAAAUAAAAAAAAGAUUUUAUUUUGCCUUAAAUAAAUAUCUGCAUACAAAAAAUUAAUUUUUUUAAUAAAAUAAAAUAGCAAUAUUUUAUAUAAGUGCAUAAAUGCCGCUUUACGUUGCCUAUCAUUCUACAACGGAUGUGCUUAUCUACAUACUUUCGCAAUUGAUUUUACAUGCAAAUCCGAUAGUAAGAGAUUUAUUUCCAAGAAGAGCUCUCUUUCAUCUUCGUUUUGAGAUUGAUUCUACUCGAUUUCUCGUUCGGGACUGCCGGGACGCGAUGAUUGAAAGAAACAUGGAGUUCUUGUUGAGAUGAUUCGGUUGUAUUUUUUGAUACAUGUCGCAAUCAUAGCCGUGUCAGUUGUUGUAAAAGGUUGGAAAUGUCGCUAUGCGAUUACCAUUCGUUAUAUCUCGAGAGCAAUGAAAAAUUGUUAUAUUUCAAGAGUUAUGACAAAUCGCGCGAGGAUACAAAUGUUUUUUUGCAAUUACGCGUGUAUUGUAUUGGAAACUGUAUAUUGAAUGACGGUUAUCGCAAUUAUAUUGGCAGAAAUGAUAACGCGUGGCGUAUAUUUAUCACACGGCUCGAACAUUAAUUUUAUGACCUUCUUCAAGAACAAAAAAAAUUAUAGUUGUCGAGUAAUCAUAAAUGUGUUUCAUUCCGCUAGUUUAUCGAUUAAAAAAGAAAAAAGUAAAACCGCCGAUUAUAUUAGAUUACUCGAGUAAUAUGCGAAAAGUUUCGUCAAGUUUCGUCCUGACAUUACCUAGACCUUAUCGUGAUAAUCGCGUGUUACUUGGGUAUCGCUGCAUUAUAGAACAGAAGAUAUCAGUCUACAAUAUAAAGAAAUAGCUGCCAUAUUUUGAAAGUGGCGAUACAUAGCUACUGUAAUAUUGUAAUACAAAAAGUAUAGCAUAUACCUUAAAUAUAUAUACAUAUAUAUAUAUAUAUAUUGUUAUAUGAAAGUUUUUUUAGUUAUAGAUCGCUGUUUUCAAACUAGAGUAAAAAAACGUCAUAAACGUCACAUUUUAAAUUACGUGCGAAAUUAAUGGCACAUUGCAUCAAUUGAAAAAUCGGCUUCAAUAGCGCGCGUAUUAUGUUCUACAAAAAUAGUUACGAAAUUUAAACAUUUUUCAUGACGACUACCAUUGCCUGCGACACGUAUCGAAAGAAUGCAUAUAUCUCAAGCCUCAUUGAAUAUGUUCGUAAUGAUCAUCUCGUUGAAUGACAUUACAAUAUAUCAUAUAUCAUGUACAGAGAGAAAGAGAAAAAGUAUUCUGCCAAUAAUAAAGUGUUGAAUGAUUAAUAAAAGUAA
Monomorium pharaonis (pharaoh ant) is the source of this 6930-nucleotide messenger RNA. RefSeq lists its product as uncharacterized. The record is from RefSeq and is a predicted model, not a curated record. NCBI's taxonomy places the organism in Eukaryota, Metazoa, Arthropoda, Insecta, Hymenoptera, Formicidae. Gene Ontology annotation, biological process: sleep; regulation of synaptic transmission, cholinergic; positive regulation of voltage-gated potassium channel activity. The transcript is spliced from 3 exons. Bases 60 to 557 code for a protein of 165 amino acids.